Molecule: messenger RNA, 705 nt
Organism: Aspergillus sclerotioniger CBS 115572
Lineage: Eukaryota; Fungi; Ascomycota; Eurotiomycetes; Eurotiales; Aspergillaceae
Exons: 1
Coding region: 185-673 (162 amino acids)
Source: RefSeq, a predicted model, not a curated record
AGUCAGCGUGGGAGAGUGAUAUCACUUCCGUGCAGGACCGGGCGAUCCCCGGCGGCUACCACAGGAUUGGAGCGACCGUAGGAUAAAGAAAGCUGCCUUGUCACAGGCACGGCGACCGGCGAUUGGAAGUCCGAGAAGGCGUGGAAGCCGGAAACAAUGGGAGAAGGGCAGAGAUGAGGCGGGAAUGGGGGUGGUGGAGGCACUGGGACUCGUCGAGGGUGGAUCGGAUGCUCACUUCCUCAGCGACACCCGGGCUGCAAUGGGAAUAGCAGGGGCUGGAAAUGGGCGGAUGGCUGGCAAUACGCUGCUGCCGGGCGAUCCGGCAAGGGAAGCGACGGAUGAAAUAAUAACAAUAAUCAUGCCAAUGCCAACUGCCACGGUGAUCAGCCCAGUUACUAUUCUUAUGUCCCGGUUGGUGUUGGUGUUGUUGUUGUUGGUGGUGGUGAGAAUCGACCAGCAAUGCCUCAAUCAACCGACCAGGAAGGGAGGAAUCAGGCGAAUACGAGGCAGUCGAGCAGUGAGCCGGACAGCAGCAGCAAGUAGCAACAACCAAAGUUCCAUGGAUCGCCGGAGCGAUGCCGGUGGGGUGGAUGGAUUAAUCAUCGCAGCGCCUCGGUCUGAUUGCGUGCAGAUACGCCGGACCGUGGACGGGGCGACGAUGCUUGCGGGUUGAUUUGAGAUGAUUCAGACGCUGGUGGAAAGUGG